AUGCUCAUUCUUGCAAUUUUCUACUUUCGCCGUAAGAAAUUCCCAGGCGAUAAUUUGAAGACUGCUAUUGUCAGUGCCGAUAAUUUGGGUAAGUUUUCACUAAUUUAUACAUAUUGCAAAGGUGGUUUUCUCAUUGUCUUUUUACAGAUUGCAAUCAGCGAAACAAUCUUUUGAAGAUGUGUAAUAUCAUUUCAUCAAUCGUAUGUUUUUACUCGAUUUUUAUGAAAAAUUUUAUGAAAAUAUACAUCACCAAAAUUAAUUUUAGGAUGUUGUUGCGGUUGCCAAGAAUUUCCGGGAAGUUAUUGGAAAGUUUAAACCCAAGGACGUCGCCAUCACCAAUUUUCUAAAAAAUGAUGCGAAAAAUCGUUAUGGUGGAGAAAACGGUGUGCCUUGCUAUGACAAAAAUCGUGUGAUUCUUCAAAAUAGAAAGAAUGAUUAUAUCCAUGCUUCUUGGAUUAAUUUCCCAACUUCUCGCCGAUAUAUUUGCACACAGGGACCAUUGGAGAAGAAGGAUGGCAAUGACUCAACGAUUGAUGAUUUUUGGACAAUGUGUCUUCAACAAAAGGUUCAAUUUGUCGUGAUGUUGUGUAAUCCGGUUGAAGACAUGGAUGAGAAAUGCGAUGUUUACUAUCCGGUCAGCGAAAACUCUGUGAUGAAAUUGGAGAACAUGAAAGUUGUGUGCAAAAGUUUAUCAACAACAAAACUUGAAUCUGUUAAUUGGAGAGUUCUGGAAGUUUCGGACAAGAACAUGAAAAAGGACAAACCAUUGCUUAUCAAUCAUUUGCAAGUUAUGUGGUGGCCAGAUCAUAGUAUUCCCGAUCAAUCUGAUCUUGUUGUAAAGUUGCUUGAUGUUCUUCACAAGGAUAACAAGGAUCCGAAUCCAAUCGUGGUUCAUUGUAGUGCUGGUGUUGGAAGAACUGGAACAUUUGUGCUCAUCGAUUAUGCGCUCGAUCAAAUCAAAAAUGUUGAAGAUGUGACAAUUUCUGGAUGUUUUGAAUUUAUUCGAUCGAAUCGUGCGAAAGCUGUUCAAGAGGAUGUUCAAUAUAUAUUUGUCUAUCACGCCAUUAUGAGAUAUUGUGUGAUGGUAAAUUUUGUUUGGGCUCGUUGAAUUUUUCAGCUUAUAUUUUUGUUCACAGAAGGAUAUUGUAAAGGAAAGCGAUAUGCAGAAAUUUUCGAGAAUUUAUAGAGAUUUUAAGGAAAAACACAAGAAAAAAAUGGAAAAAAUCAAUCAGAAGAUGGCUGCGCAGAAGAAGUGA
Messenger RNA from Caenorhabditis angaria, 1256 nucleotides. The record is from the annotation of a GenBank genome assembly. NCBI's taxonomy places the organism in Eukaryota, Metazoa, Nematoda, Chromadorea, Rhabditida, Rhabditidae.